Messenger RNA from Clupea harengus (Atlantic herring), 6619 nucleotides. It is a transcript of the gene st3gal8, whose product is annotated as ST3 beta-galactoside alpha-2,3-sialyltransferase 8. Lineage: Eukaryota; Metazoa; Chordata; Actinopteri; Clupeiformes; Clupeidae. The record is from RefSeq and is a predicted model, not a curated record. Gene Ontology annotation, biological process: sialylation. Gene Ontology annotation, cellular component: membrane. Gene Ontology annotation, molecular function: beta-galactoside (CMP) alpha-2,3-sialyltransferase activity.
GUCUGUCUGUAUAUGGAUGGUGGUGGCUGUUUAUGUUGAUGGUGGUGGUAUUGUAUGUUUCCAUUCUCAGUGGGGUAUUUGUGGACUGCAGGGAGUUAGGUUGUAUGGUUUAGGAUACUGUGGGCCAUGGUAGUCAAAGGAGGAAUCCUCGCUCUCUGUCUCUCUACAUCUGUUGUAGAUAUUACUGCUUUUUAAUUAUCCCGACAGACUUUGGAGUUUCAAGUGAAACAAGCUGUAAGUAAGCAACACAAAACCAUCAAAUAUCUCUUCACACGAUGUGUGGUGAGUUCUUGGUCCAGCUGGUUGUUUGUCUUUUAUAGUAUUGAUGAGAGGCUUUCUUCAUUAGUUGUUUAGCUCAAACGUUCUUGUCAUAACCAUACUUACCAUCGCAGUUUGAGCUUGCGAUGACAAAUAUUGCUGAGAUCUGUGAGGUAAUUAAAAGGUGAUUGAAAAGAAAUUGUGGUUGAUCCCAGAAGAAGAGAAUUUAAACUAUACAGCAUUACAUUGUUUACAAGAGAUACUUUGCAGGUCAAGAAUCAUUUCCAGAGAUGCUAUGUCAUUUUCCAUAUCAAAACAUGCAAAUUAAUUUAGAACUUCAAUGAUGGUGUAAUUCCAAAGUUGCAUAGACAAAUAGGGAUUUUGUAAUGUUCAUGUUUGCCUUUGGUUCAGGAGACGUUUUCAUGUAUUUGUCUUUUGAUGGACCAGACAAAUGUCAACAAAUAUGUUCAAAGUUCAAUCAUGACUGAAAUUCAGCAAAUGGCUCAGAAGAAUGUACAGGGGAAUUAAAAAGUAUUCACUUUUUAUUGGGUUUUUGGAAUUACAUAAUUGGUGAAAGUCUGAAAGGAUUUUCUUUUCCAAAAAUGUAAUUUCCCACAUUAAAAAAAGAUAGCCAUGUUGUUAAUUUUUGUGGUUGUUGGAGACAGACACCUUUCACCUCAGGUGAGAAUAUGCUGAUCACAACCAUUUGCAUCCCCUAUUCAAAUGUAUACAUGAACAGAUUGUCAGUAGCCCUUAGAUUUUCAAAGCUUCAAGUAGAUUGCGUGUUUUUAUUAGGUGCAACAAAGGGACUAAUGUGAAGCAUUCACUGAAAACAUUCACAAUCACCAAAUCUGCAUUUCAACACAGAUGUUUCCCACUGUGUUGCUAUGCCAGUGCCUGGAUCACUGUAACAUGACAGAGCUUUCUUUUCAGAGACUCGCAAAUUUUAGGUUACUUUCAUCUUUCAUUCUCUUUCAUUCAUUCUCUUUCCUUUAAUAUCUUAUCUGUUUUAAGAGAUUGUGGUCUGCUACUGUGUCUGCCUGUGAUGUCAGAUGUGUUUGAGUGGCAGUAAUGCGAGCUGGAGUCAGUUGGUGCAAAACAAUUUUGUCUUGGAAUAACAUUCCAGAAAAAAUCCAUUGUGAAGUUCAUUUGGCUCAUGCACAGAAUCAAGGAAUUUGCUUUUGAUGGAAAGGUCGUCAGUGAGGGUUUUGUUUACCUUCGGUAUAAAUUUGGGCAGAAUCCUUCCCGGAGGCUCCAGAUUAUUACAGAUGGGCACGGAGAUAACAAACUUUAUUUAUGACUCAAAUUUAGACUCCAAUUUAGACUGUUUCCCUGCUAGACUCAGAUAAGUGGUUGAGAAUACUUUAUAGUUUUUUGCAAACCUUGGCUGACAACUGAUCUGGGAGCAGGAGGUGAGUGAAGAACAACGCUGUUUGCUUAGUGCCGACACUGAAAGGGAUUUUAUGCCAGAUGCACUAGGUCUAGUCAAAACAUACAAAUGUCAGCAUAACGAUGAACGUCUCUAAAUAAAUGGACAGCAAGAAUUAGUCAUUUGUUUCUGUCUAGAGGUGGUUUCCUGAGGACAGAGGAACAUGGUCAGUCUUUUUGGGUUUGGCCUGUUUUAUAGGAAGAAAAUGGUUAACAAGCUUGACAUGCUAGGAUCUUACAUGUUAUACUCUGCCAGAGUCAUUGGGCAUGUCUUCUCUUCUCUCUCUAUGUAGACUUAUCUUAUCCUACUUGUAUUGUGUAGCGACUGGAGUCUGAUACAUAGCAUGCUACUGUACGAUGGCUGGGAAAGCUAGAAAAGAAGCUGUAAGAAGCUGUUCAUUCCCACGUAGUCUUGAUGCCCCAACUCGGGCCAUCCUUGGAGAUGUGAGAGUAUGCACUCUUAAACAAGCACAGGGUUGAAAGCAUCACAGGAGGGGAAAACCACUGCUGAGCUGACAACUUUCAUCUCCACUUGGCGAGCCCCUGGUCAGCUGGACCUAAAUUAUGAAUGCCAGUUUGGGCUGGAGUCGAGAGAAAAGGGAGCGUGGGUGCGGUGGCACGGCUGUGUGUUGGGCUCUGAUGUGCCGGCUUUGAGCUGUGUCUGCCCUGUGCCGGUGACGUGGCUUCUUGGCGUGCUGGGCUGGAGUACUGCUGUCUGCUGGCUGGCUGCUGUGGUGAGUUGGUCAGGGGCUCUACCCAGUCUGAGGGAGGGUGAGUGAUCGGUGGUAUCGUGGUGCUCUAGAUCGGGUGCUGUAGAGAGACGAGCUGUGCUGUGUGGUGAUAAUGUCAUGUGUUAGAAGCUACUGUGCAUCGCUUUGCUGGUCUGCGUUAUGUUGGAUUGUGCAUGGGCAAAUCAAAUCAUCUUACUGGUCAUGCCCGGCUCUGCCCUCUAAAUCAUGCAUGUUAUUUACAGUAAAGAGCAACAGAAAUGCAGUGGCGUGAACCGGUGUUUCUUGAAAAUCCUGCGUCCUGUCCCAACAGUUUCCUAACCCCAAACAUGACCCUACUCUUAUGUACAUUUUGUACUAUGUACUUAUUAAAGAACUACAUUGUAUUAAGGAAUUAAGUCCUUAAUAUGUUAAGUGGGGCCAACUGGCAAAUGGGUUGAAUAACAGAUCAUAUUAUGUUGUCUAACUAAAAUGCACACUUUCAUUCCUGUCUUGUGGAUGCAGAAUGCAUGGAGCUCCAAGAAACCUACCGUCCUCGUGUGAGCUUACAGGCCUUAUGAAUUGCUUAUCUGUUCUCUAUCACUGAUGUGGAGAUGAAUUUCAUUUAGACUGUCAUGUAAGGAGCCUCAUUUAGGACAUCAAGGGUAAUGAGGGGAAGGGCGAUCUCUCUCUUGGUAUUAAAACCAGGUCAAAUGGGGUAUCAUGUCUUCAGUGUGUGAUUGAUGUACAUUGUUAAUAUACUGCCAAUUUUGUUCCUUUCAGUUAUUAAGGUGUAAACCUAAGCGAAAAACCGUCUAUUGUUACAGCUGUCUCUAGAUGCAGACCUUGGCUGUUAUCCGAACAGAGUGCCUGCUUGCACGAAACUCAUCAGCUUACAACCUCACCUCAUUGGCUGUUUAUUAUGUUUCAGACAGCUCUGUUCAAGUGUGUGAAAGUUAUUCCCCUUCUGAGACGACCGCCCAUUUGUGAGCAUGGGAACAGAGCGGCUGUGCGGUGCAUGGAUAUUAGUCUCCUGGACAGAACGAUGAAGAGCCGCAACUGAAGAAAGGCCUGCCUUUGGCAACGCAGGAAGUUGGGAGAGAGAGAGUUCAAACUUUUUUUUUCUCUCCUUUUCUUUUUCAUUUCCUUGACAAAUAUCCGUAGCAUACUGAGAGCUUCCCGCAGAGUCGAGAGCUGGACCAUGGCACUGUGCUGAAGAGAAAGCACCCAAGGACAAGCCAAGUUAAUGAGGAUCCUCCCACUGGAUAGAAAGGCCUUUAGCCUGACCAUCUCAGGUACUUCCUGUCCUCUCUGAUCGCCUAGGUGCUGGUGAGAGAUUUUACAACCACCUGGUGGUUGAUGGGGAGGUGAAUUUGACUGGCUGCCACCUGAUGUUUGGAGAUUGUUACCUUUGGACCUGCUAAGACAGUACAACGACCCAUAAAGCCAAACACACACAAACACGGACACACACAAACUAUCGUCAGGCUCUCACUGCAGAAGUCGUCAUGAUCAUGAAGAAGAAAUUGUGCCUGGGUGCACUGUUAUGCGGCAUCUUGUUCUUCGUGAUCGCCACACACACCAUCCAGAAGGAUGCCAGUUUGUCCAGCUACAUGGUGGUCUCCCCGGCAACCAAGGGGCGCACCACCAUCCAGACACCCACGCUGACGCCAACCACCACCACCACGCCUGUGCCUGUGUCCGGCCGAGAGAGCACCUGCAGCUGCAAAACCUGCGUGGCUGACACCGGGAAGUCGGAAUGGUUCGACCAGCUCUUCGACCGGGAGCAGCAGCCUUACCUCAUUAACGGCGAGUACAAGAUGGACCACGUCUCCUGGGAUUGGUGGCUGGGCCUGCAGCGGUCGGUGUAUGAUGAGACGCUGGAGGAGGUGAUCCACAAGAUGUUUACAGUGUUCUCCUCUCCGCUGGCGGAGUUGUCGGGCCAGCGGAAUCACUGCGGCAGCUGCGCUGUAGUGGGGAACUCUGGGAACCUGCUUGGUUCCCGCCAUGGUGCCGCCAUCGACUCCAACAAAAUAGUCAUACGAAUGAACAAAGCCAUCACGCAGGGGUACGAGGCUGACGUGGGGAACAGGACCACCCACCACAUCAUAUACCCGGAGAGUGCCGUGGACCUCUCCCCUGGCGUGCACCUCGUCCUGCUGCCAUUUAAGCUGCUGGACAUAAAGUGGCUGACCAGCGCCCUGUCCACAGGGGAGAUUACCAGGACGUACAUGAGGGUGAAGAACCUGGUGAGAGCCGACAAAGACAAGGUGAUGGUGAUAAACCCGAUGUUCAUCAAGUACACCCAUGAGAAGUGGAACAUGAAGCACGGGAGGUACCCGUCCACUGGCAUGCUGGCCAUCAUAUUCGCCCUGCACCUGUGUGACGAGGUGUCUGUGUUCGGCUACGGCGCUGACGAGAAGGGCAACUGGCACCACUACUGGGAGAACAACAAAAAUGGCGGCGCCUUCCGCAAGACAGGGGUGCACAGCGGCGACUUCGAGAAGAAGAUCAUCCACGAGCUGGACAAGGUCGGAAAGAUCCGACUCUACGAGAGAUGAGAGCGGGAGUCGGGGAGGGGGAGAGUUUGGGAAACGCCUGCGUGUGUGGAGGCCCGGGUAUGUUAAGUAUGCGCUGGAGGACUGGGAGAGCAAUUAGGGGAGAUAAGCCAAUGCCAGACUGGGUGGUCACUUUGAGUGUGCAGCGAAGAGGCUAAAGAGGGGAGAACUUCAGCCCCAUCUUCCACAUCCCUCCUCUCUCCCAAGUCAUGACCCCUGACCCCCUGACCCCCUAACCACUGUGGACAACUGCAGCCAAACCAAGGCGGCGCCCAUCUUGUUUUUGUAAGACAGAAACUAAAUCUAACCAGACAAAGGUUCCUUGAAACCAAAAUGGACUCACGAGGCUUGUUGUGCACCGUGGUGCACGUAUGGUGAUCAGACAGUGGAUCAUCAACAUAGAGAUAACGGUGACUAUUUGAGACGCCACAGAACCACGUGUGGAGAGACUGAGUGAAGCUAUCAUUGGAGCGGCCUUAUCUGAGCCAGUUUAUUUUGCUUUUGUUUCCCGUGACUGUUACGGUCGGCUCUGACCUGCCUUGCUCCCGAACUAAUCCCAAAGCUAUGUUAUAGAGGAAGCAGAGUUCUUCCCCUCUCCUUGUCAGUUUAUGUGUGUGUAUGCAUGUGUGUGUGUGUUGGGGGGGUGGUUGGAAUAGACCACUGAAGCCCACACUGGUGUCAGCUUUGUGUUCAAUGAAGUAGGUCCACGUAUGGCUGUUAAUAAUUGUGAAUAAUAGUUAAUAAUUUAAGCACUUUUUAAUUUUCCCAAGCCAACUUCAAAGUUGGAGAUAAUGUAAAUGCUGAAUGUGUCUCCUUUUGUUUUUCUUUCGUUGAAAAUGCCUUUGUGAAACGUAUUUUUAUAUGUUUAGGUUAUUGAAUUAUGGAUGGCACAAGGCCUGGUGCUUGUGCUGUUCACAUACUGUGUAUGUAGGGGUAAUCUGUGGUGAGUUUGCCUUAUCUUCAUCAGACACACCUGGCAGAGUGUGACCAUGCUGUGCCGUGGCCGUCCAUACUGUUGAGUAUUCGUGCCUUAGAGGCUUAAAGCCAAUGGAAAGGAGUGGAAAGGGCGACUUUAACAUUUAUUUAAAUUUUUUAUUUUUUGCUCAGCCCUAAGGUGACUCGUGGAGACCAAAAGCUGGUGGUUAAGACCACUAUCGCCAAUCCCACUGCUAGCAAGCGCCAGCCACUGUUCCUCAUGGCUUAGUCCAGACUUAGAAUUCAAUCAGGACAUUUAGACUCGAAAUACCAGUGGCGAUUAAUUGCCUUUCAUGGCCUACAGUGUCUUGAUUAAAUUCCUUUGAUAAAUGCAUUAAACUGAUUGAGGACUGUGAACACCAUGAAACUUGAUACAGUUGAGAUUGUCUUUUUCAUAAUGUGUAAUAAUUUUUUUUAUAUGAAUGUAAAUUGCCAUGUCUUGCUUUAUAUCAAUCACCAUUUCACAUUUCACAAUGGCCAACAUAAUCAAGGUCAAAACGAGAGUUUCUUGUUCAUGUCACUUUAAUAAGUGUGAUAAUAUAAUCCAUAUUAAAAUAUUCUGACAGACAAAUAAGAAGUGCCUAUUCAAAACAGAGAACAAAAAAUAAACAGCUGCAAUUUUGUGAAAUGUAAAUUAUUUACAAAGUUUACCAAGUAUAGGUAUGUCAAGUCAAUAAAAGGAAUCUGACCAUG